AUGGGUGAAAAGUCCGAGGUUGUGAAAAUUAAUAAAUGGGAUGGUGCAGCAGCAAAAAAUGCUAUUGAUGAUGCGAUUAGAGAGGUGCUAACAGACGAUCUGAAAUGCAAAGAAACCUAUGCAAUCAUUGAUGGACGUCUCUUUCUGUGUACUCUAGCUGUUGGUGUAGCUGCUUGUGCAUUGUUAUGGGACUAUUUCUACCCAUUUCCUCAGUCCAGGGAAGUUCUCAUCAUUUGUGUCUCCUUUUACUUUAUUUCAAUGGGAGUUCUCACUUUGUAUACAACAUUCAAGGAAAAAGGCAUAUUUGUUGUUGCUAAGGAGAAAGUUGGAAACAUUUACAGAACAUGGGAAGCAAGUUCAUAUGUGAAAAAACAUGACGACAAGUACAAUUUGGUUAUAGUAAUGCGCGAUUCAAAUGGAAAAGUCCGGGAGGCCAACAUUACAAAAUCAUUUGCCAAUUUUAUUGACACAAAUGGCACUAUCGUCCAAAAUUUGGUUUUUAAUGAAAUCAACAAGCUCUACAAUUCACUUUCUUCUGAGAAAAAGGAGAAGUGA
Molecule: messenger RNA, 555 nt
Organism: Parnassius apollo (apollo)
Lineage: Eukaryota; Metazoa; Arthropoda; Insecta; Lepidoptera; Papilionidae
Source: the annotation of a GenBank genome assembly